AUUUUGCGCAGAGCGAACCAUUCCACUGCUGUCUGCUGUACCAGGGUACUUGCCUCCUGCCGACUGCAACAUCGCCCCGGUGCUGUGCUCGUGUGCUGGGACACCUGCGACACCCUGUUAUACGCCUCAAGAUCAACGUUCACCCUGCCUAAAUACGUUGGCUCCCUACGGCGUAACUGCUGAGAUACUUGACAUCCGUCAACGACCUAGAAAGAGAUGGACAAUCCAGGAUGGCGCGCAAGGCAUCAGGCUCGCAAGGAGCUCGAACGCCCUCAUAUGCGCGGACCAGACGGCAUGUACACGCCCGUAGAGCAAGAGCCAAUGCCCAUGAACGAGGGCUUCAUCGGCGGCUUCCAUCCCACUAUCGACCCGGGAGUCGCGCCGCCACCGCCGCUGCCGCCGAAGGACCACCGCUUCCACCUCCCCGGCUUCGAGGCCCGCCACCAGCGCGACGAGGAUGCGCGGCCCGUGAGCGAGGUCCCUGCCGCGUGGCUGCCCAACUACCCCCAAGGGCCCGGUCAGCCCGCCGCGAUCCGCGCCAGCGAGCUCACCAAGCUGAGCGCCGUCGAGCGCACGCACAGGUUCAAGACGGCGCGGAUGAACCCGCAUCUGCAGUUCAUGGCCGGCCCGCUGUUGCGUUUUGACACGAUCGACGAGCAUGGGGUCUGGUGCGGUUCGGCGAUGAUCGUCACCGCCGACGCUGGAUCAAUCUAUGAACCUCAUCCGAUGCUCACCUACGAAUGGGACCCGGAUCGUACUCCAGUGUCUCGCUUACCGGGAAGCCCGGAAACACCGCGAUCGCACGGCAAGUCGUUCGACCUUGGACCGCACCCGGCCGACCCACAAGCGGUCGCAUUUCCGCCGGCGAACGGGCACCUGGAAGGGCCGAACACGCAAGUGCAACACGUUCGAGGUCAGGAGCUCUGGGUGUAUGCCGGUCACGGCGGGACGUUCACAUUCUGGCGUUUCAUGAUCCGGGUCCCUCUCGAACGGAACCCGAUGAAGAUCCAAUACAGCAUCAACAGCGGACAAGAUCUUGAAUUUCAUGUUCCCGCUCGCGGACAGAACAUGCGCUGGGCUGCGUACUCGUGUAACGGGUUCAGUGCCGGUGUCAACCCGGAUAACUUCCGAGGGCCCGGCUUCAAGAGCGGUUACGACCCCGUGUGGAUGGACCUGCUCGCCAAGCACGCGGAGGACCCAUUCCACGCACUCGUUGGGGGUGGUGAUCAGCUUUACUGCGAUGGGAUUACGCGCGAACCGGAGCUGCAGGAAUGGGUAACGAUGAGGGACAACACCAAGAAAAAGGUCUAUCCGCUUACGGACGAAAUCCGUUUCGCUAUCGACCGUUUCUAUUUCAACCACUACUGCGCUUCCUUCCGCAGUGGCGCGUUCGCGCGCGCGAACUGCUCGAUUCCGAUGAUGAAUAUGCUGGGUGACCACGAUCUUAUCGACGGCUUCGGUAGCUACCCCGACGAUCUGCAGAUGUCGCCCAUAUUCAGACAUAUCGGAUCCCGAGGCUACUUCUUCUUCCUCCUUUUCCAAUGUUUCAUCGUCGCUGAUGUCGAUGGACUGGACGACAAACAUCAUACGAACAAGUCGAUCAUCAUCGGCGGACCCGGUCCUUAUGUGCCCUUCCCGUCCCACUCGUUCUUGGCGAAUAUGGGCCCGAAAACGUGGAUGUUGCUCCUCGAUUGCAGGGCGGAGAGGAAGAAGGACCAGGUCUGCAGCCGAACGGAGUAUGACAAAGUGUUCGAGAGACUGCAGACGAUACCCCAGGGCGUCGAGCAUCUGGCCGUUCUCAUCGGCAUUCCCAUCGCAUACCCGCGAAUGGUCUUCCUCGAGACAGCGCUAGAGUCAAAAUUCAACCCCUUAAUAUCUCUCGGAAAGAACGGGACGUCGGGCCUGUCCGGCUUUCUCAACAAGUUCAACUCUGACGCCGAGCUUCUCGAUGAUCUGAGCGACCACUGGACCGCCAAAUCGCACAAGAAGGAACGAAACUGGUUCAUCGAACAGUUGCAGCACUUCGCGCUGGCCAGGAGAAUCCGAAUCACCUUUGUAUCUGGCGAUGUGCAUUGUGCCGCCUGCGGCGUGCUCAAAACACUCGUCAAGAAGAAAGAUCAGGCACCGGUGCCCCCCGUCGAGGAUCAUCGAUACAUGCUGAACGUCGUUACCAGUGCCAUAGUCAAUACCCCGCCGCCAGGCGGUGUGUUAACCAUGGUCGGCACCCUCGCUUCAAAGACGCAUCGCACAAUGCAUUACUGCGACACGGAUGAGACGAUGGUGCCUCUUUUCCAGCACGACCCAGACGGUAGCUCGAGCAAAAACAAGUACAUCAUGGGCAGACGGAACUGGACCGCCGUCACGCUUGACCCAUCCUCAGGCGAAAUGCUGUUCGACAUUCGGGUGGAGAAAGAAAAAGGCAUAGGCCAGACUGUCGGGUAUCCGAUUCGAGCGCCGCCUCCACGAUGGUGAAGUACUGGUCACUUCGGCAUUCUAUCUAAUCGGCAUUGGUUCGUGGCAGACCCUAGCCCGCUUUGGUUCAAAAUCCCGCAUGCGCGUCCGUUCUUGCUUCCUGAGAAUGUGUAAUCAUUUGCAGCUGCUAAGUUGGCUUCCCCUCAUUAAACUACUCCCCAUUUUCAUAACUUAUUCUAUGAUACCCGUGCC
Messenger RNA from Punctularia strigosozonata HHB-11173 SS5, 2664 nucleotides. RefSeq lists its product as uncharacterized. The transcript has 18 exons. Gene Ontology annotation, cellular component: membrane. Lineage: Eukaryota; Fungi; Basidiomycota; Agaricomycetes; Corticiales; Punctulariaceae. The coding region runs from base 217 to 2472 and encodes 751 amino acids. The record is from RefSeq and is a predicted model, not a curated record.